This is a messenger RNA of Corylus avellana, 1195 nucleotides long. RefSeq names its product transcription factor-like protein. Gene Ontology annotation, biological process: DNA-templated transcription. NCBI's taxonomy places the organism in Eukaryota, Viridiplantae, Streptophyta, Magnoliopsida, Fagales, Betulaceae. The record is from RefSeq and is a predicted model, not a curated record. Gene Ontology annotation, molecular function: sequence-specific DNA binding.
AACAACAAGAAGAUAAAGAGUUAGAUCACCUUAAAUCAUUGGUUCUACAAAUAAUCACAUCAUCAACCACAUUCUAAGCCAAGAGAAAUGAAAAAAAAGUUGUCAAGUACUUGCAUUUUUGAAGAAGCAAACAAUAAAAAACGUAAAAUUGAGAAAGAAAAUACGUUUUUAUCGUUUCGAUGUCAGAGUUGAGCAAAAUUGACGGCUUUCUUGUCCUUCUUUGUGGCAGCCCCCCCACGCGCACACCAAACGGAUCUGUAAAAGCAAACCCGACACACCUCCCCCAAUCCUUUCACAAUUCACACCCAACAUCGAUCGAAUGAGCAGCUUCACUCACUUCUACGAAACCUGGUUAAUCCACCUGCACCACCUGCUGAACCAGCUCCACUCAUCUCCCCGACCCCCCUCCACCGCCGACCACCACCACCACCUCCUCCACCUCCUCCACAGGGUCAUGUCCCACUACGCCGAGUACUACCGCGUCAAGUGCCUCGUCGCCGAGCGCGACGCCCUCUCCAUCUUCGCCGCCCCCUGGGCCACCUCUCUCGAGCGCUCCCUCCACUGGGUUGCUGGGUGGCGCCCCACCACCGCCUUCCACCUCGUCUACACCGAGUCAUCUAUUCGCUUCGAGUCCCACAUCGCCGAGAUCCUCCGCGGCCUCAGCACCGGCGACCUCGGUGACCUCUCCCCCACUCAGUUCCGCCGAGUCAGCGAGUUACAGUGUGAAACAGUAAAGGAAGAGAAUGCUAUAACGGAGGGGCUAUCAGAGUGGCAGAAUGGUGCGAGUGAGCUCAUUGGCGAGUGCGCUGACAUCGAGGAGAAAAUCGGACGGCUGGUAAGUGUUAUAAAAAAGGCUGAUGAUCUACGGCUGAGAACGGUCCAGAGGGUGCUGGAGUUGCUGACCUCACAUCAGGCUGUGGAGUUCUUGAUUGCGGCCGCUGAGUUGCAGUUUGGAAUCCGCUCGUGGGGGGAAAAUCAGGACCGUCUGCGAGAUCGAUCGCACGGUUGUUAGUUUAUGGUAGAUGUUAAUUUGAGUACGUUUGCUUUGCAUUGUAGUAGCAAAAGAGCAACUUGGUUUUUUUUUUUUUUUUUUUUUUUCUUGUUUCUUUGGUGUCAUUCUCCUACACAUUUUUUUUUAGUGGGGUUUUGCAACCGACUUAACAAGGAGUAUGGGUGGUAGUUUGUAUUUGCUUGU